Molecule: messenger RNA, 711 nt
Organism: Rotaria sp. Silwood1
Lineage: Eukaryota; Metazoa; Rotifera; Eurotatoria; Philodinida; Philodinidae
Source: the annotation of a GenBank genome assembly
AUGAAGAUAAUCGUAAACAAUCUCACUGGAGAAGGACGAACUUAUCAAUUUGAUGUUGAACCUUCUACUACUAUUAAACAACUUAAAAAACUUCUCUGUGAGAAGGCUGGUGAUAAUGUGAAAAAUAUACUAAAUAUGUUGUUGACUUUUGAUAAAGACAUACUCGAUGAAGAUGAAGCAACACUCUUGUCUUAUGGUAUGGAAGAAGAUUCUCAGCUAAGAUUAUCUGAUCUCAAUAUGCAAGCUCGAAACUUUGGUGUUAUUGGACUCAGAUUUGUUGAUGUAAGCAAUAGUACAGGUUUAAAACGACGUGAAUGGUGUAAAGAUGCUCCACGCUGGAGAAGAACGAGAUGUGGUUUAUGUCUUGAAGGUCAAUGCAAUAAUUCUGAAUGCGAAGCUUACAAUCGUACAGUUAUUAUGCCAAUGGGUUAUACAAAAUUCGAUGUUCUACUCGAUCCCAGUGAUACCAAAACUGUGUGUCCUCUAUGUAAAACUUACGUUCAGCCGACUAAUUGUGGUUUUAAUAAUUGUUGGUGGAAGUUCUACGGAAAAAAGCAGGACGAAAGUAAUGAUAAGAAACCACCACAAAACUGUUCGAGCGAUUGGAAUCAAGUGGAUGAUGCAUAUCAUUAUUUUGACCAGCUCAAAAGUGGCAUAGCGAUCUGGAGGCAACUUGUAAUUGAAGCUGUCAAAACGAAACCUGUUCAAUGA